This is a messenger RNA of Plasmodium gallinaceum, 9639 nucleotides long. Its product is annotated as conserved Plasmodium protein, unknown function. NCBI's taxonomy places the organism in Eukaryota, Apicomplexa, Aconoidasida, Haemosporida, Plasmodiidae. The coding region runs from base 1 to 9639 and encodes 3212 amino acids. The transcript has 3 exons. The record is from RefSeq and is a predicted model, not a curated record.
AUGUUAGAUGGUUAUAUAUCGAAUAAAAAAAUAUAUGAAUUGAUUUGUAAUAAUAAAUAUAGUCGAUAUGAAAAUGAAAUUAAGGAAGUAUUUGAAAAUAAAUAUUGUAAAAUAUUAAAUUAUUUGAAUUUAGAUAACAAAUAUCAUGAUGUAAUUUCAAUGAAACUUCAACAAUUUAUUAAUGAAAACUUAACAUUUAAUGAAUCAAAAUCAUAUUUUUUUGGAUUCUCUAAAGAGUUGUUAGUACAUUGUUUAAAGGUAUAUUUUUAUGAAGAAUAUUCUAAGAAAAAAAAUUUUAACAAUUUAAAUAAUUAUAGCUUAAAUGAAGAUAUACUUAUGAAGAAGAUUCAAGAUAACAGUGAUUCAAUUGAUAUGGAUAAAUUACAUCUAAUAUAUUGUGAUGAAUAUUUUUAUAUAUUUAGAAAUAUUUUGUACGUUUUAAAAAAAUGUGAUAUAUUUUAUUUUUACCUAAAUUAUAAACCAGAAGAUUUCGAAUAUGAAAAAAAUUUUCUUUUUAUACUUUUUUCUAUAUUAGAGAAAAAAUUUAAUAUUCAUCAACUGAUACAAAUAUAUUUUGAUACUUAUAAGGAUACUAAUAAUUACUUUGAACUUAUAAAAAUAAAUAAUUUAGAAAAUACAUCAUGGGUUUAUAAAUAUAUUCUAUUAUUUCUAAAUAUACAAAUAUACUGUAUUAAUAUCUUUUUUUAUUUGCAAUUAAGAUUAAAUGUAUUAUCAAAAAGCAAUUUUAAAUCUUUUUUAAACAUUUUUUUAACAUUUUCAAAUAUUAAUUUAGCAAAUAAUUAUAUCUACAGUGAUAUUAUUACAAAUACUCUUCAACAAAAAGAAUACUCAAUUAUAUUUUUAAUUUUUUCCAUAAGUAAUUUAAUAACAUUUGAUGAUAUAAGUAAAUAUGUUAAAUGCUCUUCAUCAAGUAAUUUAUUUAAAUUGUUUUUUUAUUUUAAAAAUGAAAAUUCAACCUAUAAUUUUGAACAAAAUAUACUAAUGUUAUCACAAUGCCUCUAUUAUUUUGAUGAUAUUAUUAAAAAUUUUGUUUUCAUUGAUGAUAAUUUUGUAUAUAAAAAAAUUCUCUUAGAUAUUAUUAACAAUUCCCUCUGUAGUGAAGAAAAUAUAUACGAAAAAAAAGAGAAUAAUAAUGAUAGCAUAAAUUUUAAAAAUGGAGAAAUAGAAGAAGAAGAAGAAGAAGAAAAAAAAAAAUAUAGAAAAAAAGAGGGUAAUUACAUGGUUUCUUAUAACAUGAAUACUAGUGAAACUAAUAAUAAUAGUAAUAUUCAAAUUUGUAAUUUAAAUAGUUUAGAAAAUCCUAAUUAUUAUAAUAGCUACUCCAUAAGUGGUGAUAAUGAAAAUCAAAGUUAUUCAGAUUUAGGAGAUCUUAAUAUUUCAUUAAUAAAAGAUAUUAGAAAAUAUAUAGAAAGAAAAGAAUUUUUUAAAAAAAAUAUCAACAUAGAUAUGUUUUUAAAUAUAUGUAAUUCUAUUUUUAAAAAACAGAAUUUUCUUUUGUUUUUGUAUGAUAUAAAAAAAGCAUAUAAAAAUAUUAAAAUAUAUAUAGAUUAUCUACAAAAUGAAAAUUUUCAAUAUAAUAUCUAUUUAUUUAAAUAUUUUUUUUAUGAUUAUGACUAUAAUAGCACAGAAAUCAUAACAAAUGAUAAAGAAAGGAAAAAAUUAUUAUCUCCAUUCAUUUCUGUUGAAUGUAAGAAUAUUUUAUUACAAAUUUCAACACUUUUUUUUUCUUAUGAUUAUUUAAAAAUGUUCUCAAUUAAAAAAAAUAACGAAAAGAAAUGUAUUCAUAAUAAUAGAAAAAAAAAUAAUGCAAUAUAUCAUCCUAUAAUUUUACACAAUGUGAAUAAAUUACUAUUGGAAUUUUUUUAUAAUAAAAUGUGUAAUUCAUCAAUAGAUACCUUGCUUACUUUUAAUCAUAAUUUAUUAUCAAUAUAUAGAAUAUUAAAAGUCUUGAUAGGAAACAAUUCAAAUUUAGUUAGUUUUAAUGAAGUUUGUAAAAUUAUAGAAUCAUUAAAUGAUAAUAACAAAAAUAAAAGUAUAAUAGAUUUUGAGCAUAUUUUAUAUUAUAAAAUAUUGGAUAUUUUAAAGAAAAAAAAUAUAAAAAAAAAUACUAUAUAUAUAACUUAUUUGGAAUAUUAUUAUAUUUUAAUUGACUACAUAUGUAAAUAUUUAUAUAACAAUUAUUGUAAAAAUAUAAAGAAUGAUUUUUUUAAGGAUAAUAAUUUUACCUUUUUUAAAAAUAUAAUUAUAUUUUUUUGUAAAAUUUUAAGUAUAAAUAAAUGUUUUCAUAUUUUAAUAGAAGUAAAAUUACAAAAUUAUUUCAAACUUACUUAUGAUAUAAAAAAUAGUUUCAUCAACAUUUAUACAUAUCUUUUUUUUUUCUCUUUAAAAUAUAAUGAACUAAAACCAUUAAAUUACUCCAUAGUCAGUUGUUUGUUAUUCUUAUUAAAAAAAAAAAAUAUUAAUAAAUUAAAUGCUUACAUUUUUCAAAUGUUUUCAUAUAUGGAACAAGAAGAUCAAUUAAGAGAGGAACAAAAAGAGAAUGAUGAUAAAGAAAAUAAAAUAAGUAAUUCUAAUGAUACCAAUAAGAAUAGUAAUAAUGACAUUAUUAAUAAUAUGAGUAAUUAUGCAUCAGAGAAUUAUUUAAAUUCUAAUACCAGUAAUUACAAAAAUUUAGAAAAUUACAAAAUUGAAAAAGAUUUUAUGGAAAUAAAAGAAAAUUUCAAAAUUGAUAUAUCAUUUUUGAAAAUAUUUUUUCUUUUAAAUUCUAUUAGAAGAAUAGAUUUGAAUAAAUUGGAAAUAAAAGAAAAAAUAACAAUUGAAAAAGAAGAAAAUAAAAAUACUACUGCUAGUAAUAUAUCUAACAAUAUUAAUGAUAUAUAUGAAAAUAAUUACAACAGUAGUAAUCAUGAUUUGAGUUACAUCUUGAAUAAAAAUAAUACUGAUAAUGGUAAUUCAUAUGGAAGUAAUAUUCCUGAUUUUUCUAGUAAAAGUGUUAUAAUUAGUUGUAGUCAGACAUGUUUUACUAGUAAUAAUGAUAAUAUAAAUAAUAGGAGUAAUAAUCAUAGUAAUUGUAAUUAUUAUUACUACAAUAUAAGCGAUUAUGAGAUAUGUUAUAAUAAUAAUAUUACUGAAAAUAUAAGUCUGGAAGAAAUUUUUGUGAUUACUCUUAUGUACUUAUGUCAAGUUGAUAAUAAUUAUAAAUUUAGUUUUGUAAAUGAUUUAUUAAAAUUAUAUGAAGAGGAAAAAAGGAAAAAAAUUUAUGAAUGUACAGAAAUAAUUUUGAAAUUAUUUAAAAAAAUUAUGAAAAAAAAUAACAGUGCAUAUUUUUAUUUUAAUAUUUGUAAAUCAUUUCAAACAAAAAUAUGUCAAGUAUUAGAUAGUAUUAAUAUAUUAAUAAAGAAAUGGACAAUAUGGACAGUUAACAAUUGUGAUGAAACUUUUAAAAAAGAAAAAAACAUAAAUAUAAAUGAAUUAGUUAAAUUAUUUUUUAUAUCUUAUUAUAAAUACUUAAAAAAUUAUUUUAUUCAAGUAAAUAACUUUUUUUAUAAUUGCAACUUACUAAAUAGUAGCAAUCAUUUUCAUGAUUUCGUAUUUUUAAUUUUCUCAAAAUAUAUUAAUAAAGUAUUUAUAGAUAAUUUUUCAGCCCCAUUUAUAUUUAAAUCUUCAAAGUUUUGUAUUUUAAAUAUGUGCUUAUCUAUCAUUAACUAUAUGAUAAAUAUAUCAAAGAAUAUUAACAUUCAGAGAAUAAAAGAAAUUAAUUUUGAGUUUAAUUCUUUUUUAUUAAAUCAUGAUACUAUAGAAGAAAAUUUAGAAAAUAAAAACAUCGAAAACGAUUUUUUAGAUAAUUAUGAAAUGAAAAGUAAAAUAAAUUUAUCAUCUGCACAAUAUGUAAAUCAGAAAGAUUCUACAUUUUAUAAUUUUAUGAAUAAUAUAAUGAUAAAUCAUAAAACAUUAUUAACUAAAUCAAGUUCCUAUAUAAAAAAAAAAGUUAAUAUAUUUCAAAUUGAAACGAAUAAUAAUGAAAUGUUACAUAAUAACUAUACAAUGGAUUAUCUAACUGAUAUUGUAUUAUUAGAAAAAGAAAAUAAUAGAAGAGAAAUUAAUAAGAAUAACAAUAGCAAUAAUAAUAAUAAUAAUAUUAAUAAUAAUGAUAUAAAUAAUAAUAAUAAUAUAGAAAAAUUAUUUCAUCAUUCAACCAUAAAUUUUAAUAUAAAUGAUUUAUCAACUAAUGGAAACUCUUUAAAUCAAUUGUCAUCAUUUUCGAAAAUAAAUAAUUCUAAUAAAUGUAAUUUCACAUUUUUAAAAUUUUUUUUUCAUAUAAAGGAUUUAUUAAAAAUUAUUUUUCAAAAUAAUUAUGUAUUUUUUUUAAGUGAUUUCCUUCUAAUGAAUUAUGAACAAAAAGAUAACCAAAACAUAUUUAAAUAUAACUUUCAUUUAUCUAAUUUUUAUUAUUCUAUAUUUAAUAGUUUUAUAAACAAUUUUAAUACAAAUUACUUCAAAAACAAAAAUAUCAUCUCUUAUUCUAAGAAUAAAAGUAACAGAAAAAUAUAUAAACAAAUUAUAAAUAGAAUUUUAUUAAUGUAUUCAAUAUUACUAGAAAUUUGCUAUAAUUUUACAUUUGUUAAAGAAGUUAACAAUAUUUCAAUGAAUAUUGCUAAUCAAAUAUUUUCUUUAUUUGAUACAUCUCAUCUUAUAUUGAAUUUAUUUUCAAAAAUGUCAUUGGAUUUUAUUCAGAAGAAUGAUAUUGUUAGUAAAGCUAUAAAUAAUGAUAUUUUAAGUAUAGAGAAAAAGCAUUCUAAUGAGAAAAGAGAAAUUUUAAGCAUAUCCUUACUUUAUUUUUUUUUACAUGAUUAUAAGAACAUUUAUGUUUUGUAUGAAAAUUUAAAUAAAUAUUUUAAAAUGAAUGAUUAUAACAACAUUUAUUUUCUUUGCAAAUAUAGUAAAGGUUUUAUAUCCCUUUCAUAUAUAUUAAAGUUUUUCACAGAUAAAUUUUUGUUCUAUUUUAAUAAAAUAAACAUAUCAGAUUCUUUAAAUUUAAAAAUAGAAUACACAAAAAGGAGCUUUAAAGUGUUAAAAUUCUUAUAUUUAUUUAUAAAAAAUAAUGAUUUAAUCCAUAUUUCUAUUUAUGAAGACCUUUUUAAUGUUUUGUUAUUUAUAAUAAGAAGUUACGUAGAAAAAGAGAAUUAUGAUUCUUUUGAGCUGAAGUCAUAUAAAUUUAAUGAAUUAAAAAAUUUAAAUCUAUCUUUGCAUUUUAUAAAUUCAAUUUAUUUAAAUAUAUUUAAUGACAAUGAAGAAAAUAUUGAAAAAAAAAAAGAUUUUUGGGAAAACAUAGAAAAAAUUUUUAACAUAUUUAUAAAUAAAUUACAAAAAAAUGUAUCCUUUUUUUUCAACUCUAGUGAAAAAAUUUUUUAUAAUAAGGAACUAAGAAAAGAAUUAUAUAAUUAUUUAUAUAAUUUAAAUAUAAUAAGUGAAAUAUUCGAAAUAAUAAUUAAAGGAGUAUAUAUAAAAGAUAUGUGUGCAAAUAAAUUAAUUAUAUAUAUUUGUUAUGAUAAAAAUAUAUGCAGAAUUUUUUUUAAUAUAAGUCAUAAUAAUUUAAAUGAUUUAUUGAAUAAAUAUUUAGAAAUGCUUAAAAAAAAGGAAGACAGUGCAUCUAAUUUAAAGAUUCUUUUAAACAGCAAAAAAAAUAUAGCUAUUGAAAAAUAUGGUUUAAUAAAUGAUGAUUCACUAAUAGAAAAUAUGUUACAAGUAUUACACGAAAGAAAAAUAGAUUAUAAGUAUAUAAUUAAUAUAAGUGAAAAUAGUGUAAAUAAAGAUCAGCUAAAUGAAAGUAUUUUUGUAGAAAAUAAUGAUUCAAUAACAAUUAGAAGUAUAUUACAAAAUAAAAUAGAAUUAUUAGAAAAUGAUUAUGUUAGUACGAAAUUUUAUGAAAAUAAAUCAAAAUUAUAUGGUGAAAAAAAUUAUUUAUUUGAUAUAAAGAAUUAUUAUCAUUAUUUAAACAAUACUACUAAUAACUAUCAGGAAAAUUCUUAUAUUAAUGAUGUAGAAGAAGAAAACCAGAAUAUUUUUAGUGACAACAUAAAUAAUGAUAAUGAAUAUAAAUCAGAUAUAAAAAUAAAAAAAAAAAUUGAUUCUAAUAUUUUAAGAAAUUUAUAUACUAUUUUUCCAGAUACCAAUUCAAAUAACUUAAGUAACAAAAAUGAAUUUGAAUUUCAUAUGGAAAACAAAUAUAUAAACACCAAUAAUUCAAAUAAUGACUCAAUAAAUGAAAAUACAUGUAGUAAUAAAAAUAAUAGUUUAAAUUAUGCUUAUAAAGAAGAAAAAAUGGAAAGAAAAAAAAUGAAAAAAAAAGAAAAGAAAAGAUAUAUUUAUUUUGAUAAUAAUGUAUCUAGUAUUUUUGCUUUUUCGAAUUAUUUUAAAAAUGAAAUAAAAUGUAUGAAAUACAUAAACUUAACAUAUAGUACUUAUGAUAGUAAAUUUAGAUUGUUGUUACUUUUAUAUAAAUUUAUAAUUAUUAUUAAACAUAAAAAUUUAUUUGGAGAUGAAAAUUAUCAAAAAGAAGAAAAGCUAUAUUUAGAAAAACAUAAUAUAGCAAGCAGUUCACCUUUCCUUUUUUUUAUAUACGAAAUAAUGAUAACAUUUAUGACCUCCUCUAACUACAUAAACCAAAAUUCCUUCUAUUAUGUUAUUAUUACAAAUAUUUUAAUAAACUUUUUUUCUUUUGUAAGUAUGAAAGAUUAUAAAGAAUAUGAGAAGAAAAAUGUUUUACACAAUGAUGAUAAUAAUAAUAUUAAAGAAAUAGAAAAAGAUAAAGAUGCUUUUUCUAAUAAUAAUUAUAAAAUUUUUAUCAAUGGAAAAACACCAUCUAAUAAUAAAGAAACUUUUAAAAAUAAUGAUAAAAAUAUAAAAAAUAGUAAUGAUAUUAUUGAUAAUGAAAGUGAACAUGUAAAAGAGUUUUAUCAUGGAAUCUUUUUUUGUGAUCUAUUUAUAGAUGAAUCAUAUAUUAUCAGUAUAAAAAAUAAAAAUGAUAGUUUUGUUUUUGAUAUUUUGAACAAUAUAUCUAAAAGAGAUAUUGAAAAAUAUGAAUUUAUAAAAAAUUCAAUUAAUAUUAGUGAUACAGAUGAAAAAUGUAAAUCGGUGAAUAUGAAUACAUGUGAAAGCAUUUUUCAACAUCAAAAUAGUUUAAUUUAUAAUAUGCCUUUAUUUCUUUCUCUAUUUGUUAGAGUUAUUAAUAUUCAUUUACAUUUUUUUAAAUUUUAUAAUAAAAAUGUAUAUUUUUUAAAGAAUUUUAAUACUUUAUACAUACCAAAUUCAAUUUUAAAACAUAUUUAUCCUGCAAAUCAUUUUAAUAUAAAUUUAUUUGUCAAUUUAUUAGAGUUAUUUUACAUUAGUAUUAGAAUUUAUAAUAAUCAUUUUAUAAAAUUAAAUAAAAGUUUGCUUAAAACUGAUGAACAAAAAGAUAAAGAAAAAAAAGAAAAUAUAGAGGAUAUAAAAGGAAAUAACAAUAAUAAACUUCUUAUAAAUCAUGAAAAUACAACUAAUAAUAUAAAUGAUAAUGAUGAAGAUAAUAAGAAUAAUAAUAAUGAUGAUAAUAUCUCAAAUAAUAUUAUAAAUGUUUUUAAUGAUAAUAAUAAUUUUAUUGAAAAAAAUUUUAUUUUUGAUAUUUAUAUGAUAACUUUAAAAGAAAUAUUAAAGGAAUGUUAUGAAGCUCAUCAUAUUCAUAUGAAAAAUGAAGAAAAUAUUCCCAAUUCUUAUCUUCUUCAGCACUUGUUAUUAUAUUUUUUAUACAAUAGAAUUAAUACUAUUUAUGAAUUAUUUUAUUAUUAUUUUUUUAAAUGUUUAAAAAGAGAAAAGAGAAAUAUCUUUGAUAGUAUUAAUGAAAAAAUAUAUAAUUUAUUAGAAAAUAUUAUAUAUGAUCAAAUUAAUAAAAUUAAUAACUUUUUAGAAAAUGACAAAUAUUAUUAUUUUUAUAUAAAUACAUUAACAUUUAUUUGUUUAAAUAAAAAUAUAUGUUUACAUAUAAUUAAGAAAAAUAUUUUGACAAAAUUAAUAUACGUUCCUUUAAUAUAUCAUUCUAUAUUUGAUAAAAAUAAAAGUUUUAGUUCUAUAUAUUAUAUAAGUGAUGAUCAAUAUAUAAGAAAUAAAAAUCACAUAAUCUUCUGUUCAUUAAUUGUUUUGAUUAUUAAGUUAUUAUAUAUUUUUGUUAAAAAUUUAAAAAAUACAAAUAAAUAUUCAGACUUUUAUUCUGAUUCCAUAUAUGAUUUUAAUAAAAAUUUUGAAUAUAAUAAUCAAAAGUAUAUGUCAUCCAUGAAAAAUAUUAUUAACAACAAAGAAUUUUCUCCAUAUGAUUCAGAAUAUAAUGAAGAUAUAAAAGAAAAUAGUAAUAAACCAUCUACUUCUGACAAACAUAAUGAAAAGAAUAAUAAUAUAAAUGAUGAAAACUAUUUAAAAAAUAAUAACCAAAUGAAUUGCAAUGGUGAGAAUUACAAAAAAAAAGGAAGAAAAAAUAUUAAACAAGAUACUACUUUACAAACAAAUUACGAAAUAGAAUUUUUUCUAAAUUCGAUUUUAAAUAUCAUAGAAAAAUUAAUGAAUAGAAUAAAUUUUAUAUUUUUAAAAAUUGAAAAAAUUAACUGUCUAGCUAUAUUUGAAGAAUCUUAUUUGUAUGUUGAAUUAUUCACAAAAAUAUCAUACUAUUGUAAUAUAUAUAAUGUUAAUAAUUUUCUUAUAUCAUUAAUGGAAAAAGGAGUUGAACAUCAUUUAUUUUAUAUUAAUAGAAUAUUAGAAAAAUUUAUAUAUGAAAAAGAAGUUUUUAUUGAAGCAUAUAGUCCAUAUGAGAUAAGUGCAUCAUCAAAUAUAUCAAAUGUUAAAGAAAAAAAAAAAAUGAAAAAAAAUGAAUUAUCUUUAUUUACACAAAGAGUAUUAUAUAUAUGUUAUAAAUCAAUAUUAAAUUAUAAUACUAUAUUACUAAAUAUAAUACAAACUCCUUAUUUUACUUAUUCACAUUUUGUUAUUCAUUUAUAUACUCUAUUAUUAAAAUCGACUAGAUUAGUUACCAACAUUAUUGAACAUUUUGGAAGAAAAAAUACAACAUUAAUAAGAACAAUAAAAGUUAAUUCUAAUUUAUCAUAUGUACCAAUAUGCUUAGAUAUAGUUAAUACAAUGAAAGAAAAAAAAAAAGAAAAAAUUCAUUACACAAGGGGUGCUGUUAAAUCUAGUUUUAGCUGCUAUUUGAGUGAUAGUAAUUCCUAUAGUGAUGAUUCUACAUAUUCAGGAGAAAUAAUUCAUUAUAAUAGAUCAAUUGAUGAAUAUAUUAAUACAAAAAGAAUUUAUAAAAAUGAUUAUUUGUUUAAUUUUUUGCCUGAAAUGAUUGAAUUGAAAGUCUAUUAUAAUAUAUUAAAAGAAAUUCUUGAAAGAAGUGCAUUUUUGGGAGCAUUUAUUUUGGAUAAAUUAAAAAAUUCAUGUGAAGAUUCUUGUUUAAAACAAAUUUUAAUUAGCAAUGUUUUUUCUUAUUUAAUACAUAUUAAUGCCACUCUUUUACCGUCUAAUAUAUGUACAAAUAAUUUAAAAAAAAAAUGUACACUCAUAUAUAAUUAUGUUGUUCAUAUACAUAAGAAAUAA